This is a messenger RNA of Erythranthe guttata (spotted monkey flower), 2848 nucleotides long. The record is from RefSeq and is a predicted model, not a curated record. Lineage: Eukaryota; Viridiplantae; Streptophyta; Magnoliopsida; Lamiales; Phrymaceae.
AACACCUUUCUUCACAUGUCAAAAGCCAUUCUCUCCCUCAUCAAACCCCUACAACACCCCCAACCCAAAGCCAAAACCCCCACAAAUUUCGUCAUCACGCCCCGCAUAAAAAGAUUGGCAGAUGAAGUGUGUGAAAUCCUCAGAACCCAAGAGAAAAAAUGGGAACAAACCCUCCAAAAUCGCUUCUUCGAAGAGGAAAUUGCUCCUUCCGAAGUUGCCCACCUAGUGUUCGACAAAAUUCGUGACUGUGAAUUGGGUCUCAGGUUCUUCGGUUUUCUCUCUGAAAGCAGUUCUUCCCUUGACGGGUUCGCUUAUUCUUCGUUUCUGAAGCUUUUAGCCAGGUCUAAAGUGUUUAUAGAAGUAGACAACGUGUUAUCGGAGUGCUUGCAAUGUGAAGAGAAGCUGCCUACUCGUGAGGCUUUAGACGUUGUAAUCCAUAACUAUGCAGAAUCAGGGCUGCUUUCGAAAGCUCUUGAAUUGUUUUCCUUUGUUUUGAAAAAUUACAACGCUCUUCCGCGGUUAACGGCCUGUAAUUCUUUGCUUAAUGGGCUAGUAAUGGAUGGAAAUAUGGAAGCUGCAUGGCGUUUGUACGAUGAGAUGGCGAAGAGAGAUGGUGGUAGUGAGGGUAUGUGUUUGGACAAUUAUAGUGUUUGUAUAAUGGUGAAAGGAUUGUGCAAAGAAGGAAAUGUCGAGAAAGGUAGAAGAUUGAUUGAGAAGAGGUGGGGGAGGAAUUGCAUUCCGAAUAUUGUGUUCUAUAAUACUCUCAUUGAUGGAUAUUGCAAGAAAGGUGAUGUCGAGAGAGCUUACGGGCUUCUCGAGGAAUUAAAAGCAAAGGGUUUCUUGCCGACCCAAGAGACUUAUGGAGCAAUCGUUAAUGGAUUUUGCAAACGAGGGGAUUUUGAGAUAGUUGAUCGAGUCUUGAAGGAAAUGGAGUCGGGGGGUAUGGAAGUAAAUAUUCGAGUGUAUAACAAUGUGUUGGAUGCUAAAUAUAAGUGUGGAUUUGUCGGGGAAGCGUUGGAGACAACAAGAAAAAUGAUCGAGGUUGGGUGCAAAUUGGAUAUCGUGACGUAUAAUACUUUGAUUUCUAAUGCGUGUAGGGAUGGGAAUGUGCAAGAAGCAGAAAAGAUUUUAAAAAAGGUAACUAAUUGCGGAUUAGUCCCCAAUAAGCUAAGCUUUACUCCGCUUAUACACGCUUAUUGCAAGAAGGGAGAUUUCGACAAAGCUUCAACUCUUCUUGUUUAUAUGACAGAAUGUGGACAAAAACCCGAUUUGAAAACUUACGGAGGUCUUGUACAUGGUUUUGUUGUUGCUGGAGAAGUUGAUGCUGCAUUAACAAUUCGAAACAAGAUGGUUGAAAGGGGAAUAUCGCCCGAUGCAUGCAUUUACAAUGUUUUGAUGAACGGGCUUUGCAAAAAAGAUAGGUUUGAUGAAGCAAAGAAUCUUCUUCUAGAGAUGCUUGACCACAAUGUAUCUCCCGACAAUUACGUAUAUGCCACUUUGGUCGAUGGAUACAUCAGAAGUGGUGAUUUUGACGAUGCGAAGAAACUUUUCGAUGACAUAGUCAAAAGGGGCGUGGAUCCUGGGCUCGUGGGGUACAAUGCUAUGAUUAAGGGCUACUGUAGAUUUGGAUCGAUGAAAGAUGCAAUCUUUUGCCUUAAAAGAAUGGCUCGACGAAACAUUUCUCCGGAUCAGUUUACUUAUUCUACGAUUAUCGAUGGAUAUAUAAAGCAGAACGAUUUGCGUGGUGCAUUGAGUGUCUUUUGCGGUCUAAUUAAACGAAGCUAUGCGCCGAACGUCGUAACUUACACCUCUCUCGUCAGUGGAUUCUGUCGUUGUGGAAAUAUUGCAAGAGGCGAAAUUUUCCUUAAAGCAAUGCAGUUAAAUGGUGUACGACCUAAUGUUGUGACUUACACUGUGCUAAUAGGUAGUAGUUGUAAAGAGGGGAAGCUCGUAAAGGCAUCGUCGUUUUUCGAAGAAAUGCUGAUGAGCAAGUGUAAUCCGAACGACGUCACGUUUCAUUAUUUGGUGAAUGGAUUAUUGAACAAUAGCCUUUGUCCCGUUUCAAGUACACAGAGUGAAUCCGAUCGAGAAAUUCCGAUGCUUCUUGAUAUAUUUGGGAAGAUGGUAACCGAUGGUUCGAAUCCCGUUUCCUCUGCAUAUAAUUCGAUCGUUGCUUGCCUCUGUUUGAACGGUAUGCUUGAAACUGCAUUGCAGCUGACGGAUAAAAUGUCGAAGAAAGGCUUCCCUCCAGAUUCGGUGACUUUGGCUGCGUUAUUACACGGUGUCUGUUCAGUUGGGAAAUUUAAAGAAUGGAGGAACAUAAUUAUUACGCCCAAGUUGAUUCCGCCAAAGGCUGAUGUUGCUUUAAAGUACUUGUCCUUAUUCGGACAAUACUCGACUCGUCAAGCGAGCAGUGAGGCUUCAUUGAUUUUGCAUACAUUGCUCAAAGAAUGGAAAUCGAAUGAAUGAAAAUUGCAAAGAUAAGCUCAAGGAAAUUGGCAUGCUAUCGUGAAUAAAUCGACCUUCCAAUCCAAACCUUCCCCCCUCGAUUGGACUGCGUAUGGUACAGGUGUGACUGAUUGUUCUAUGUGAAGGAAGUAAGGUCCAUACUCAACUGGUUAGAUGUUUGGAGAAUCUAAUUUUCGUGUUAAUGGAUUGGAUACGUAUUAAACGAAAACGGGCUUUCGUAUACGAGGCAUUAUAAAUCGAAACAGCAAUUGGCUGGUAUAAAAUUUUUCGUUUCUUUUCGAGUGUUUAGUAUUUGUGGGAAAUUAUAUUAUACACUCCUGACAUGAUGCUUACAUGUUAAUGAUUCAAUAUCAUAACAAGAAUUCGUCUAUAUAAUCAU